Messenger RNA from Lodderomyces pseudojiufengensis, 906 nucleotides. It is a transcript of the gene MCR1, whose product is annotated as cytochrome-b5 reductase. The transcript has a single exon. Gene Ontology annotation, molecular function: cytochrome-b5 reductase activity, acting on NAD(P)H. Gene Ontology annotation, biological process: ergosterol biosynthetic process. NCBI's taxonomy places the organism in Eukaryota, Fungi, Ascomycota, Pichiomycetes, Serinales, Debaryomycetaceae. Bases 1 to 906 code for a protein of 301 amino acids. The record is from RefSeq and is a predicted model, not a curated record.
AUGUCAGUAUCAUUAUCUAAAGUUUUAACUCCAAAGUAUAUUGUACCAAUUGUUGGUGUUGCAGCUGCUUCAAUUGCCGCUUAUCAAUACUCAACAGCCACAAGAAAUUUUAUUAGUAAUGAAUCUGGUAAAACUUUCACUGGAGGAGAUGAUUGGAUUGAUUUAAAAUUAAAAUCAACUGAAACUUUAAAUCAUAACACUAAACAUUUAACUUUUGAUUUAAAAAAUCCUGAUGAUGAAAGUGGUUUAAUAACUGCUUCAAUGUUAAUGACUAAAUAUGUUACUCCGAAAGGAAAUAAUGUCAUUAGACCAUAUACUCCAGUAUCAGAUCCAAAACAAAAAGGAACAAUUGAUUUUGUUGUCAAGAAGUAUGAUGGAGGUAAAAUGUCCACUCAUAUUCAUGACUUAAAAGAAGGUGAUACUUUAUCUUUUAAAGGACCAGUUGUUAAAUGGAAAUGGGAACCAAAUCAAUUCAAAUCAAUUGCAUUAAUUGGAGGUGGUACUGGUAUUACUCCAUUAUAUCAAUUGUUGCAUGAAAUUACUUCAAACCCAAUUGAUAAAACUAAAGUUCAAUUAAUUUAUGGUAAUAUUUCACCAGAUGACAUUUUAAUUAAAGACAGAAUUGAUGAAAUUGCUUCAAAACAUAAAGAUCAAGUUAAAGUUCAUUAUUUCGUAAAUGAUGCUAAAAAUGAUUCAAAAUGGGACGGUGAAGUUGGUUACAUUACAAAAGAUUUUUUGAAAAAGGAAUUAGAAAAACCAAAUGCAGAUUUUAAAAUCUUUGUUUGUGGUCCACCAGCUUUAUAUAAUGCUAUUAGUGGUAACAAACCAAGUCCAACUGAUCAAGGUGAAUUAACUGGUGCAUUGAAAGAAUUAGGUUAUGCAAAAGAACAUGUUUUUAAAUUUUAA